Molecule: messenger RNA, 2137 nt
Organism: Lepus europaeus (European hare)
Lineage: Eukaryota; Metazoa; Chordata; Mammalia; Lagomorpha; Leporidae
Gene: STK32C
Product: serine/threonine kinase 32C
Exons: 13
Coding region: 616-1728 (370 amino acids)
Biological process (GO): regulation of signal transduction; G protein-coupled receptor signaling pathway; protein phosphorylation
Molecular function (GO): G protein-coupled receptor binding; G protein-coupled receptor kinase activity; ATP binding
Source: RefSeq, a predicted model, not a curated record
CAGCAGCUACAUUGCCGGCGUUGGCUGAGAGGGACAGAUUCAGGACCGGCGGGAGGGGGGGUGGAGGCUGGCAGACUUCCCAAAUUCCACAGCAAGGAACCCGGACAGGAGCACUGAGCUGCAAGCCUGUGCUGCCCCCACGCGACGGGAUGAGGCUUGGACGGCCCAGCAGCCGGCAGCCUCCAUGGGCCCAGAGGAGCCGGUGGGGAUCCUGCUGGGCUGAGACUUCCGUCUGGGCUCCUUUAUCCCCCGCAUUCGCAUUCUCCCUUUGGGGAGGGGAACUUGCUGCAGUGUGGAAGCCAAGAACAUGUUCUGCAGUUCACAGGUCCGGAGGCCAAGUCCCACCCCCAGGGGACGCCUGGCACCAAGGGCAGUACAACCCUGGGAGCAGAGCUGUGUUCAUAUACACGUGUGCACCCAGACACCUCACGCCUGCACACACGCGUGCACGAUCUUGGUUGAUAUAGGUCACUAAGACCCAGGGAAGGCACAGUGGGGCUACAGCAGGGCUCUGCAUCUGACUCAGUGAACUUCGACCACUUCCAGAUCCUGCGUGCCAUCGGGAAGGGCAGCUUUGGCAAGGUGUGCAUCGUGCAGAAGCGGGACACGGAGAAGAUGUACGCCAUGAAGUACAUGAGCAAGCAGCAGUGCAUCGAGCGGGACGAGGUCCGCAACGUCUUCCGCGAGCUGCAGAUCCUGCAGGGGCUGGAGCACGUCUUCCUGGUCAACCUCUGGUACUCCUUCCAGGAUGAGGAGGACAUGUUCAUGGUGGUGGACCUGCUUCUGGGAGGGGACCUGCGCUACCACCUGCAGCAGAACGUGCAGUUCUCCGAGGACACCGUGAGGCUGUACAUCUGCGAGAUGGCGCUGGCCCUCGACUACCUGCGCAGCCAGCGCAUCAUCCACAGGGACGUCAAACCCGACAACAUUCUGCUGGAUGAGCAAGGACACGCCCACCUGACCGACUUCAACAUCGCUACCAUCGUGAAGGAUGGGGAGAGGGCGACAGCGCUGGCUGGCACCAAGCCCUACAUGGCCCCAGAGAUCUUCUCUUCCUUCGUCAACGGAGGGACGGGCUACUCGUUCGAAGUGGACUGGUGGUCGGUGGGGGUGAUGGCCUACGAGCUGCUGCGAGGAUGGAGGCCCUACGACAUCCACUCGAGCAACGCCGUGGAGUCCCUGGUGCAGCUGUUCGGCACCGUGAGCGUGCAGUACGUGCCCUCCUGGUCCAAGGAGAUGGUGGCCCUGCUGCGAAAGCUCCUCACCGUGAACCCCGAGCACCGGUGCUCCAGCCUCCAGGACAUGCAGGCGGCGCCCGCCCUGGCCGACGUGCCUUGGGCUGACCUGAGCGAGAAGAAGGUGGAGCCAGGCUUCGUGCCCAACAAAGGCCGCCUGCACUGCGACCCCACCUUCGAGCUGGAGGAGAUGAUCCUGGAGUCGAGGCCCCUGCACAAGAAGAAGAAGCGGCUGGCCAAGAACAAGUCGCGGGACAACAGCAGGGACGGCUCCCAGUCGGAGAACGACUACCUGCAGGACUGCCUGGACGCGAUCCAGCAAGACUUCGUGAUCUUCAACAGGGAAAGGCUGAAGAGGAGCCAGGACCUCAUGAACGAGCCACCCCCCAUCCCCGAGCCCGCGGCCGCGGCGGAGUCCGGGGCCGACGGUGAGGCGGAGCCCUCCGCUCUGCCCAUGUGUGGCUCCCUCUGCCCCUCGGCUGGGAGCAGCUAGGCCACAGGCCGGCACCAUGGGGACAGCUGACUCUCGGACACUAUGGAGGCUCGGACCAGCCGUGGGAGGUGCAGCAGGAGGCCCAGCACCCAGAUGCCUGGCAAGGAGCCCAGGCCAUGUCUUGCACCCACGGUGCAGGGCGACACUGGCGCUGGGGGGAGCUGUGGGUGCCUGCGCAGUGCCACCUGGGCCCCAGCCCCUUGCGGCGUGCAGGGAGCCACCUCGCCCCAGCCGCCCUCCGCCCGCUGGCUGGCAUGUCGGGAGCACUGGGCCCUCAGACUCAGCAGGACGCUGCCCCGCCACCCACACGUUCACUGCCCGGGGCCGAGGGAGGGAAGGGGAAGAACGUUUUCUACUGAAGCCGAGUGCCCGGCAUCUGUAGUUCCCGCCGCAGACAUUACAGCGUGAG